Cylicocyclus nassatus is the source of this 552-nucleotide messenger RNA. NCBI's taxonomy places the organism in Eukaryota, Metazoa, Nematoda, Chromadorea, Rhabditida, Strongylidae. The record is from the annotation of a GenBank genome assembly.
GCGUUGCAGAAGAUGCAACAUGUUUCUACUUUUUGUCCUAUUGAUCUUAAAAGUCGCGAUUAAUGCAUCAGGCAUUAAUGAAACCAUAGGCCCAUCGGGUAUCGAUGGGCCCAUGAAUGCAUCGGACAUACAUGAGCCCCUUAACGCAUCGGACAUCUAUGAGCUAGACGUCGACGAUGUUGCAACCUCAUCGGCCAUCAAUGAGCUCUGCUCCUAUAUGCGUAAAAUCAGCGCUAGAAUUCAACAUGCGAAGAAUUUCUGUAAAGCAUCGGAUGCUUGUGACGGGCUGAGCAACUUUUUCUUGCAUAUCCUAGGACAAUUGUCUCGGAAAGCACGUGAAUAUAGAUGUGGCUGAAUGUACAAAUCGAAAUCCAAAGCAGGUCAUCAUAUGUGAUCUUAACUCACGUAUCGUCGAGUCAUUCGUAACUUAAUAUGCUCAUUGCACACCACGUGCGCUAACUGACGAACUGCAAAAUUAGAGCUUGCUCAUUUUCAGUGAUUUCUUCUUAUGCCUUGGUCUUUUUCGUUUUUGUUGAACACAUGUUAAAGGCA